Molecule: messenger RNA, 1215 nt
Organism: Colletotrichum siamense
Lineage: Eukaryota; Fungi; Ascomycota; Sordariomycetes; Glomerellales; Glomerellaceae
Gene: ustD
Product: Cysteine desulfurase-like protein ustD
Exons: 4
Coding region: 1-1215 (404 amino acids)
Source: RefSeq, a predicted model, not a curated record
AUGUCUGCACAAAUCGACAUCGCGGCCACGAGAGCCAAGUUCCCUGCCCUCGGCCAGGACCAAGUCUUCUUUGAUAACGCCGGUGGAAGUCAGACUCUUGGGACUGUCAUAGACUCGAUCCGCGACUAUCUCUCUCAGACCAAUGUUCAGCUGGGAGCCUCAUACAAAGUUGGCCAGCGCUCCACUGCUCUCUACGGUGACGGCUACCAGGCCGGGGCCAAAUACAUUAGUGCAUCCCCCGAUGAAAUUGUCUUCGGCGCUUCGACCACUCAGCUGUUCAGGAACCUCUCUCACACCUUUUCCUUCAGCAAAGGCGAUGAGAUCGUCGUCUCCGGAGUUGAUCACGAGGCCAACAUUGCAUCCUGGGUCGACCUCGCCGCCCACCAGGAUCUGGUUCUCAAGUGGUGGAAGCCAGACAACUCGCCCAACCCCAAGCUCACUGUUGACAACCUCAAGCCUCUGCUCUCAGACAAGACUCGCCUGGUAACCUGCACCCAUGCGAGCAACAUUCUCGGCACAAUCCACGAUGUGGGGGCCAUCGCAUCCUUGGUCCACGAAAGCACGCCAAGGGGUCUCGUCUGCGUCGACGGCGUGGCGUAUGCUCCGCACCGGCCCAUUGAUGUCAAGGCCCUCGGUGUUGACUUUUACGCCUUCUCCUGGUACAAGGUCUACGGCCCGCACACGGCCAUGUUGUACGCCAGUCGCAAGGCGCAGAAUACCCACAUGCGGUCGUUGGGACACUUCUUCAACCAGGGCGAUACGCUCGAGGGCAAGCUAGGUUUGGCGGGUGGCAGCUACGAGCUGGUUUCCGCCGUGCCGAAGGUUCUAGAGUAUCUCGGUACGCCGAAGUCGGACGGCUGGAAGGGGAAGAUUGAGCAGGAAAGGCAGCUUCAGUCGACCCUCCUAGAGUAUCUCAACGGCCGGGGGGAUGUCACCAUCUAUGGCGAGUCAGAUGCAGGUAUCGAGCGCCGCGUCCCAACGAUCAGCUUCAGAGUGAAGAACUGGGGCGCGCGAGAGUUGGUCGAGACCGUCGAGAAGGAAACAGACUUUGGAUUCAGAUGGGGCCACUUCUACUCUUAUCGUCUAUUGAAAGAUGUGCUUGGUCUAGAUCCAUCGGAUGGUAUCGUCAGGGUCAGUAUGGUCCAUUACAACAGCUUGGAAGAAAUCAAGAGCUUCGUUGCCGCCUUGGACAAAGCGCUGGCGCAAAAGAAGUGA